This is a messenger RNA of Zootoca vivipara (common lizard), 3492 nucleotides long. The record is from RefSeq and is a predicted model, not a curated record. Lineage: Eukaryota; Metazoa; Chordata; Lepidosauria; Squamata; Lacertidae.
CGCUUCCUUUUUGUCUUCCAACAAGAGAGAGGCUGGCGGACAGACUGAGCGGUUGCUCUGCGAGUGUAUAUUUCACCAAGCUGGGUGAGAUCUCCAAAAUUCAGGGCAAAGAUCUCUUCACAAGGAAGUCAUGCCAGAGAACAAUGAAAACAUGGCCUCUGUAGCAGGUGAUGGGAAGGAUAAUGAGAUUCAUGAGGAGCCAUCUUUGGAUUCAUUGAAAACAAUCAAGCAUGAAGUGGGGAAAAAUACAUUUGGAAACCAAAGGACAUCAAAAAGGCAGGACAGAAUGCGGUCAAAGAAUUGUAGGAAGAAAUACUCUGCUUCUCCAUGUUCAGGCCACCCUCAAUUUCCACCAGAUACUGAAAGAGUGAAAAAGUGUCCAGUGUGCGGGAAAAUGUUCAAAGACAAAUCAACACUAAAUAAUCAUCGCAGGACCCACACAGGGGAGAAACCCUAUAAAUGCAUGCAGUGUGGAAAGGGCUUCAGUGUGAGUGGUAACCUUACUAUCCAUCAAAGAACCCACACAGGAGAGAAACCAUUUCAAUGUAUGGAAUGUGGAAAGAGCUUCAGUGUCAGCUGUAACCUUACUAAACAUCAAAGAACCCACACAGGGGAGAAACCAUAUAAAUGUACGGAGUGUGGAAAGUGCUUUAGUGAUAGCGGAAGUCUCACUUCACAUGAAAGGAUCCACAGAGGGGAAAAACCUUAUAAAUGUAUAGAAUGUGGAAAAGGCUUCUGUGUGAGCAAUAGCCUUAUUGCACAUCAAAUAAUCCACACUGGGGAGAAACCAUAUAAAUGUAUGGAGUGUGGAAAGUGCUUCAGCCAAUGUGCAAACCUAAAUACACAUCAGAGAACCCACACAGGCGAGAAGCCAUAUAAAUGUAGGGAGUGUGGAAAGUGCUUCACCCAGAGCGUAAAUCUAAAAACACAUGAAAGAACUCACACAGGAGACAAACCAUAUAAAUGCUUACUGUGUGGAAAGUGCUUCCAUGGCAGUGGAAGCCUUACUAAACAUAAAAAAAUGCACACUAUGGAGAAACCAUAUAAGUGCAUGGAAUGUGGAAAAGGCUUCAGUGUGAGUGGUAGUCUUACUCUACAUCAAAGAAUCCACACUGGGGAGAAACCAUAUAAAUGUAUGGAGUGUGGAAAGUGCUUCAGCCAAAGUGCAAACCUUAAAACACAUCAAACAACCCAUACAGGAGAGAAACCUUAUAAAUGUGUGGAGUGUGGAAAGAGCUUCAUUAAUAGUGAAAAGCUUAGUUCACAUCACAGAACCCACACAGGGGAGAAGCCAUUUAAAUGCAUGGAGUGUGGAAAAUGUUUUAGCCAGAGUGCACACGUUAAUACACAUCAAAGAACUCACACAGGGGAGAAACCAUAUAAAUGCUUAAUGUGUGGGAAAUGCUUCCAUGAUAGUGGAAACCUUACUAAACAUCAAAGAACCCACACAGGGGAGAAACCUUAUAAAUGCAUGAUAUGUGGAAAGAGCUUUAGUGUGAGCAGCACCCUUACUUCACAUCAGAGAACUCAUACAGGAGAGAAACCAUAUAAAUGCUUAGUGUGUGGGAAAAGCUUCAGUCAGAGUGGAAGUGUUACUACUCAUCAAAGAACCCACACAAAGAAACAACUAUAUAAAUGCAUGGAGUUUGGAACAAGCUUCAAUCUUGAUUGAAAGCUUUCUUGGCAUCAAGAAAUGUGAGAAGAAUAUAAAUGCCUAAGGGAACCUUUCCCACCCUGGCUUCCCACAGAAGUUGUUGUAUUCCAACUCUAAUAUGGCCCAUGAUCAUCAAUAAAGAUCUUAGUAUGGAUCAAAAGAAAUUGCAUAAGAGAGACCCCUGGGUAGUGGAAAGAGCACAGCAAAAUGGUUACAAAAUAUUCAAAAAACAAAGGGAGGAAAUAAUAAAUGUACAAAUUAAGAAAGAUUUAGAUAGAGUGGUUUCUUAUUUAAUGUAGGCAGGAGUGGAAUUAUUUAAAUACAUGCACUCUGAGAACAGACUUGCUACACAGGAAAGAACCCACACAGGAAGGAAGCCAUAUGAAUGGUAUAUGAAAUGAGUUUCGCAGGGGACAUCAAGGAAUCCACAUAAGAAAGAAACAUCUGGAAUGCGUGUGAUGCAGAAUCAACACAAAUCAUCUUAGACCAGGGGUCCAAAAACUAAGGCCCGGGGGCCGGAUGUGGCCCAAUCGCCUUCUAAAUCCGGCCCGCGGACGGUCCGGGAAUCAGCAUGUUUUUACAUGAGUAGACUGUGUCCUUUUAUUUAAAAUUCAUCUCUGGGUUAUUUGUGGGGCCUGCCUGAUGUUUUUAUAUGAGCAGAAUGUGUGCUUUUAUUUAAAAUGCAUCUCUGGGUUAUUUGUGGGGCAUAGGAAUUCGUUCAUAUUUUUUUCAAAAUAUAGUCCGGCUCCCCACAAGGUCUGAGGGACAGUGGACUGGCCCCCUGCUGAAAAUGUUUGCUGAUCCCUGUCUUAGACUUUAGAGAACCUACACGGAUGAGAACCCACUGGCAUGCUUCUGUGACAAAUUCUUUGAUAUUUUAGGAUGUAUUAAGAUUAUGCUUUUCUCUGUUUCCCCCAAAUACAGUAGGUAUUCGUCACUCAUGCUCCUGGGGUUAUCCUUCCAUCAGUGUGCCUGCAUUAGAAUUUGCUCUUUGGAUUACAGUUUUUAUUUGUGCAGCAAGGAAGGUUGUCCAUUGGGAACACACACUGCAUGGUAAAUGUCUUUGGAAAAUGCCCCCUACACCCACAUCCAAGGUUAAUGGGGUGGAUUAAAAAGAGAGGAUAUGAAUAGUAGGAAAUAAUUAGUUGGUUGUAAAAUUGGACAGUGUAGAUUAAAUUAGCAGAAGAUGGGAGUAGGCAGGUUUGAGAAAGGAAGCAGUGAGGCUAAUAAUGUGUUGCAGUAAUUAAUGGGGGAAGGAAAUGUGUGACCAGUCUGUAUUUGAGAGAGGGGACCAAGUUUAUAAAAGCUCCAGUUGUUAGAUGGUGUAGAAGUAGUCGUAAUAUAUAUGGUGGCUGAUUUCCCAUCUUCCCUAGUUUUCUGGAUCCAUUUCUUAGGUGCAUUUCUGAGACCCACUGCAUACUUUCCAACACUGGUUGAGAUUCACCUAAUCAAUCCCAUCAGCAGAAGUCAUGUGUAAUGGGGGUGGCCCCACCCAAGCCCCCAAAAUUGGCUGAAGCGGCAGUUCAGGAGAAUCGCCAAAGUAGAGCAUAGGGGGAGGGGGAGGUGUUGCAACCAGCUAGCUGGAAUGCUUGUGCAGAUGAAACAUUUGUAAUGGCGCAACAUUGAACUCCAUCCUUUGCAAAUUGCAUUUCCUGUCAAAGUUACUUUAGAGAUUAGAGGUUGUUGGUGAUUUGUGUGUGGUCCAUUUUUAAUGUAACGGUUGAAAUGUAAUUUUUUAAAAAUGGAUCAGUUGCACCUGAAAACUUCACUACUAAUGUUUAUCUUCUUUUUAAAUUAAUGCUUUAAAUACACAAAGAAUAAAAGAUUCAAGUGGUGAA